AUGUUUCGUGAUGAGGGUUGUUCUGUCGGCUGGGGCGAUUUAAAAAACCGAAGGUCGGUACGCGUCGUGCAAGGCGAUGACGGGGCCCGCGUAGGAGCUGCUGCUCGUGGACUUCGCAAGGCCCAUAGACGGCCUUGGUGGGGCAGCGGCACCGCCCACGCCAGAGACCACGCCGCCGCCAUCGCCAUCGCUUCCGCCACGAGCGCGUCGUCGCGUGUUUUCGCGUGUCGUGUGGUGUCGCGCCGCGCCGCGCCGCGCCGCGCCGCCCGUGCGUGCGUGCGUCCGCGCCUGGGGCUGACUGAUAGCAGAUUGCUGCCUCCUAGUCCCCGAAGAGUGAUCUUCCCUCGCCAGAUGGUGAGAUCCGGAUCCGACCUACUGUCGGCUAGCGCGAUUUUCCUCAACCAGGUAUCUCCCACCAGCGGGGGACCGCCACAACCGGGACCAGCUCUAAGCUCCCGACCGGUUUCCCGGCGUGCGUGUGUGUGUGUGUGUGUGUGUGUGUGUAAAAGAGGUAGGAAAGAUCGCGCGCGAUGCGUGGCUCUUUUGCACAAUUGCCCUCCCGACGGCCCCUUUCGAAACGAGCAAGUGGCCGCCGCCGCGCUGCCACUCGCCGUGCGCGCGCCCGUUCCGCCGAUCGUUUUCCGAACAGGAAGAGUCCUCGCGCGCAUUGUCUGA
This is a messenger RNA of Gryllus bimaculatus (two-spotted cricket), 675 nucleotides long. The record is from the annotation of a GenBank genome assembly. NCBI's taxonomy places the organism in Eukaryota, Metazoa, Arthropoda, Insecta, Orthoptera, Gryllidae.